CUUAAAUAUUUAUCCAGAUAAUAUUGUGAACAAACACACGAAUACAGCUAAGCAAGUAAAUGUGAGCUAAAAAAUUCACACAGAUAGAAUGAUGGAGGGAAUUAGAGGGACAUCCGAUGAUGACUGAGAGGAAGGAGGGGACGAUGGAGACCGGAGGCAAAAAGAUUGUGGCUAUGGCUGAUGCUUUCACCAGUGCACUUGUUGAUCAGUUUGUUUCUAGUGCCCUUGCAAAGAUUGAUGAAAAUGUGGGAUUGGUCCAGAAUGUGAAGAAAGAUGUGAAAAGGCUCAAAAAAAGUCUGAAAUACAUCCAAGAUUUAUUGGUAGAUGCUGGGACGAGACAGCUGGACUCUCAAUGGCUGAAACAGUGGCUAAGUGACCUCGAAGAUAUAUCAUUCGACAUGGAUGAUGUGCUGGAUGAGUGGAACUCUGCCAUUCUCAAGUGCGAAAUCGAGAAAUUUGAUCAAGGAGGAAAGGGUAUUGGUGAAGAUGGUGAUGAGAGUAGUGAUCGUGUUUGUGCAAAGAAGGUAUGCUUUCCAGCACUUCCCUCUUCUUGGUUUUGUUUCAAAAAAGUUAAUCAAGUGAUUAGGCACUAUGACUUUGCUAAAAGAAUUAAGAAAUUGACUAAUGAGCUAGAUAGUUUAAAAAAAGAUGGCCAUGAGCAUGGCAUAGUUUUGGGGGCUAUUGGAAUGUAUGCUCAACAACAAUACAUUCCUAGUUCCAUAGUCAAAUCAAGAAUCACUACUAUUUCUAUGGUUGAAGAAACUGAAAUACAUGGUCGAGAUGAUGAUAAGGAAAUUUUAGUGAGUAAGUUGAUAUGUGAUAGUAGUCAAAAGAGUGGUAAAGGGAUUGAUAUAAUUCCUAUUGUAGGAAUGGGGGGACUUGGCAAAACCACCCUUGCCCAACUAGCUUAUAAUGAUGAUAGUGUUAAGGCUCACUUUGAUAAGAGAAUUUGGGUGUGUGUCUCAGAUCCUUUUGAUCAAAAAAGAGUUGCUAAGGCAAUUGUUGAUGGGUUGGGAGGAAAUGCCCAAAAUUAUGAUGAGCUAGAGAGUUUAGUGCAAUGCAUUAGUAACUCUAUCAAAGGGAUAAAGUUCCUUCUUGUCUUAGAUGAUGUAUGGACUGAGGAGAAAUUAAAGUGGGAACAAUUAAAGCAACCCCUUAUGCAGGGUGGUGCGGGUAGUAGGAUAUUAGUGACAACAAGAAAAGAUGAGGUCACUAUAAUGAUGAGGGCAAUUACUAGCAAGAUUACACUUAAGAAAUUGUCUGAUGAACAAUGUUGGUUCAUUAUUAGACAACUAGUAUUUGUAGAGGGAGAAGAAAAUGAGGUUAACUUACUAGAAGAAAUUGGAAGAAAAAUUGCUAGUAAGUGUAAGGGCUUACCUCUUGUUGCAAAAGUUUUAGGAGGUCUCAUGUACUAUAGAAAGAGUUUGAGUCAGUGGAAUGACAUUUUACAAAACAAAUUGUGGGAUUCAAAAGUCGUUGAAGAAGAGAUUUUUGCUCCAUUGAUGUUAAGUUUUUAUGACUUAUCUCCUUUGGAAAAGUGUUGUUAUUCUUAUUGUUCCCUAUUUCCAAAAGACUAUAGAUUUGAAAGAGAUACAUUGAUUGACAUGUGGAUGUCACAAGGUUAUGUUGGUGAUUCGAAAACAGGUCAAGAGUGUUUCGACAGUUUAGUCAUGCGUUCAUUCUUUGAUGAAUACUUUCAAGAAUUCAAUGCAUCGGGUUUCUUUGAUCCAAGACUUUAUUACCAAAUGCAUGAUAUUGUGCAUGACUUCACUCAAUUUUUAGCAAAAAGUAAGAUUAUUGUUAUUGAAUGUGACGACAUCAAACUAGGAAUGAAGUCUUUGGAGCAUAAAGUUUCUCAUUUGAAUUUGCUAAAUGUAAAAUCAAAUUCCUCAGACAAAGUUCUCAUUUUGAAGGAUAUCAAAAGAGAUGUUCAAAGGAAAUUGCGUACACUUGUAAUUUCAAUAGAUGACAUUGAAGUAGUACUUGAUUAUGAUUUCAUUGUCAAGAAUCUAAAAGGUCUUCGAACAUUAUGUCUUCCAGCUCCAGGUGUGACCAAUCUACCCCAAAAUAUUUCCACUUUGAUACAUUUGAGAUAUCUUGAUCUUUCAAACAAUUCCAAUUUGAGGAUAUUGCCGGAGUCAUUGUGUGAUUUAUGUAACCUACAAACUUUAAAUCUAAGUAAGUGCUAUAAUCUUCAAAGACUACCAGAAGGAAUUGGAAAAGUGGUAAAGUUGAGAUGUCUUUAUGUGGAUGGUUGUUCUGAGUUGCAAGGGUUACCAAAAGGGGUUGGAAAACUUACUAGUAUUCAAAAGCUAGGAAUGAUUCCCAUACCCAAAAAUAACAAAGAAGCAUAUUUUCCAUUUGGAGAUUUGAAGAAUCCAAACUUCUAUGAUCGCUUUCAAGGAUUUUUUCGUAUAAAACGGUGUGUGAAUUUAGCAAAUGUGGGUGAAGCUGAAAAGAUAAGCCUUGGAAAUAUGAAAGAGCUCUUGGAGUUGAGUUUAAACUUUAGAGUAUUCGAUGGAAGUAGUGUUGAAGAGGAAGCAAAUCCACAAAAUGAAGAUAUGAUACUUGAAGCCCUGAAACCACAUCCAAACUUGAAACUUUUAACAAUCAGUCAGUACCAUGGAGCCAAAUCCCCAAGUUGGAUGACUUCAUUGAUCAACUUGAAAUAUCUUUCUCUUUUGGGUUUUGAUAAUUGUGAAACUUUACCUCCUCUAGGGAAAUUGCCAUGUUUGGAAUCACUUCAACUAUCCAUAUUUUCUAGUGUGAAAUAUAUUGGUAUUGAGUUUUGGGGAAUUAAUCAUGAAGAAGAAGACUCAUUCCCGAAAUUGAGGAAACUUUGGUUUAAUUACUUCUCACAAUGGAAAAAAUGGGAAGGGAGUAAAACAACAGCAACAGCAGCAACAAGUAGUUCAUCAAGCUCAAAAGUUAUGCCUUGUCUACGUUCAUUACGAAUCACAUAUUGUCGUAGUUUGGAAGCACUUCCUGGCUUUCUAAGAAUGACGCCAUUGGAGGAGUUGAGAAUUGGUGACUCUGCCAUCCUUGAACAUUCUUGUUUAAAAGAAUGGCUUCACAUCCCCAACAUCGAAAUUAAUUACAGUUUUGUACAAAAAGAUGGAACAUGGAUCAAGAAGGAAAAUGAUCAAAAUAUGUCUGAAGUUGGUGAACAAUCGUGCAAUAUAAAAAUUGGGAGUGCUUCUUCUCCAUAAAGGUCCAGGUAUUCACUUCCAAUCUCCUACCGUUGGAAAUCUCGUCUCCAAUCUCUAUCGUUGCAGGUCUCAUCUCCAAGUCCCACCAUCACAGAUUUUUUUCUCCAAGCUCCCACGUCGUCAUCAAGACAUUGUUACCAGUUCCUAGUUGUUUGCAACCCCUCCUAUGUCGCCAUCCAAUUUGGGAAACAACGUUCCGGGUUUGUCUCGGUCGUUCCUAUGUUUUUAAAGCUAUUACAUGUGGUUUAUUUUUUUGUCAUUCAAGUUUUUAUAUUAAAGUCUGUAAAUUUUUUUCUUAUUUUGUUUAAACAUGAAUGGAAGUUUUGAAUUGAGUAUUUUUUAAAAAUAUUGCUGCUGAGGUAUUUGUUUGCCACUGAUUA
This is a messenger RNA of Cannabis sativa, 3589 nucleotides long. Its product is annotated as putative disease resistance protein RGA3. Bases 117 to 3209 code for a protein of 1030 amino acids. Gene Ontology annotation, molecular function: protein binding; ADP binding. The record is from RefSeq and is a predicted model, not a curated record. NCBI's taxonomy places the organism in Eukaryota, Viridiplantae, Streptophyta, Magnoliopsida, Rosales, Cannabaceae. The transcript has 3 exons. Gene Ontology annotation, biological process: defense response to other organism.